UCCGGCUUCAGAGUGCAAAGAUACCCAUGAACUAUACGAAUCUACUAGAGAACAAGUUUGAUCACAAUAGGUUCCUUGGAAUCUUCGAGAUCCAGCCCAGGCUCUUUACUCCAUCAAAACCAGGGCCUUGUUCCUCGGCUUUACUCUCUCUCCUGACCAAUAGUCCAUAUGACGUAGCCGUGAAGACAUAAUUCACCGAACUGCCCUGAAGCGAAAGAGGUCCUGUUUCGGUCGGUGGCUUCAUUCACCGCUUGCCCCUCCAACCACCAACCACCACAUCGAUCUCCCCCUUUCGAACUGCCUCUCUCUAUUGACAUUCUAACUCUUCUCCUUCGAACGUGUCUUUUUUAACCCGAGACUCUUUAUCUGUUGCCAAUCUCGUGGCGUGUCACCUCUUUCGUCAUCCAUGGCUUGCUUGCGCCCAUAGUUCCGCUCUCGUGUCGAUCUACCCCCCCCCUCGACGCCCGUCUUCCUCCGAGUUUAAUUGCCCGGUGUGACGCAUCGUCCUCGUCCCCAAUUAAUCAAACCCCACACACAUCAUCAUGUCUGAUCAAGGGAGCCCCGCGAAGGUCCCUGACGAACAACCAGACCCAGUCCUCGUUGGACCGGGCCUAACAGCCCUGAGGGAUGAAGCGUACAAAGACGCGACUAAUGCCACGCCGAGCUUGGCCGCCGAUAAGAACCACCCGACAGAUAGUGAUGCGCCUUCGUACUUUGCCAACAUCUCGGGUGUGAAUACCGGAGAAUUGGGCUCCUCGGAUGGAGAUGGGGGUUCGCCCUCAGGUAGAAGGAGGAUGUCUUCAGGAAAAGAUCUCCUGCGCCGGCUGAGUCUUACUGGGGAAGUAUCGCCCAUGUCGCCCGAGGUCGACCCUCGCUCACAACAUCCGGGGCUGAAGUUGAGUGGUCGACUGAUAAGCGUGGCCUUUUGUAUCCCUUUUAAGCUCUAUCAUCAAGCUGGCUCAGACUGGGAGCUCAAGCCACGAUCUGGAACUUCGGCCCUUUUCGAUUCCUUCGCUCAUCUAGCUUCGAACGAGACCCAAUGGUCCCAUACUCUUGUUGGAUGGACGGGAGAGGUCGAGCCUACGUCCGAUACGAAGCUUCCUCUCCAGCAAAUCCCAGUGAAUGCGGCGACUCAACUACCGGCCAGUGCUAGCGCUGCUGGCACACACCCACUCAACAAGGCUGCCGCGCCGGUCCCGGUAAAUGCGAGCCAAAAAGCACCCCCGCAUCCUCUGAUUGAUGGAAUCAGUGUUGAGAAAGCGGACCGGGAAAGACUGGACAAACAGAUGUCCACAGGACGUUAUGGCCGGAUCUUGCCAGUCUGGCUAUCGGAUGAGUCAGAGGAACCGGAAGAUACCAUCACGCUCAAAGAUCAAGGAAGGUGGCGCCGGUAUGCAGAGAGAGAACUUUAUCCUCUGUUGCACUACAAGCAGCAUGGUCCCACCGACGGUCGUUCUGAGCAGCGGUGGUGGGCUGAUUAUACCCGCCUGAAUCAACUCUUUGCCGACCGCAUUGCGGCGGACUACCAGGAAGGAGACGUUGUCUGGAUUCACGAUUAUCAUCUUUUCUUGCUUCCCAGCCUGCUACGACAGCGCAUCCCAAAUAUCUACAUCGGCUUCUUCUUGCACUCGCCGUUCCCCAGCAGCGAAUUUGUUCGAUGUCUCGCCAAGCGCAAGGAAGUCUUGACUGGGGUCCUCGGCGCCAACAUGAUCGGUUUCCAGACCUUUUCUUAUUCGCGCCACUUUUCUUCAUGCUGCACUCGUGUCCUGGGAUUCGAGUCCAAUUCGGCCGGCGUUGACGCUUAUGGAGCGCACGUCGCCGUGGAUGUCUUCCCGAUAGGAAUCGACGCUCGUGCGAUACAACAGGCAGCUUUUGGUUCACCAGAUCUUGAAAAGACCGUGCAAGGCAUUCGCAAAUUGUAUGCUGGAAAGAAGAUCAUUGUCGGCCGUGACCGUCUGGACAGCGUUCGGGGUGUGGCCCAGAAGCUGCAAGCUUUCGAGAUCUUCUUGGAGCGGUACCCCGAGUGGCGAGACAAGGUGGUUCUCAUUCAAGUGACGAGCCCGACCAGUGUGGAGGAGGAGAAGGAAGAUCCCGAGAACAAGAUUGCUGGUCAGAUUGCCAAUCUCGUUUCCACGAUCAAUGGUCGCUUCGGUUCACUCAGCUUCUCUCCGGUUCAGUACUACCCACAGUAUCUGUCCCAGCGAGAAUACUUUGCUCUUCUUCGUGUCGCUGACGUAGGACUGAUCACCACCGUGCGCGACGGCAUGAACACUACGAGUUUGGAAUACAUUAUCUGUCAACAGACAAACCACAGUCCCCUCAUCCUUUCGGAAUUCUCGGGCACUGCGGGCACCCUGCCCAGUGCCAUUCAUAUCAACCCCUGGGACUUGGUGGGUGUCGCCGGCGCUAUCGACAAAGCUCUCAAGAUGCCCGCCGACCAACGCAAGGACCAGCAUCUCAAGCUGUACAAGCACGUCAUCACCAACACCGUCAGCACCUGGUCCCGGCUGUUCCUCCACCGUCUCCUCACCAACCUUUCCUCCUUUGACCAGUCCGUCGCCACGCCCGCCUUGGAUCGGGGGAAACUGUUGAAGCAGUACCGCAAAGCACGCAGACGACUGUUCAUGUUCGACUACGACGGUACACUCACGCCCAUUGUCAAGGACCCGCAGGCGGCCAUCCCGUCCGAUCGUGUCCUGCGCACCUUGAAGAGCCUGUCUGCCGACCCGCGCAAUGCCGUCUGGAUCAUCAGCGGACGAGACCAAGCGUUUUUGGACGAAUGGAUGGGCCACCUCCCCGAACUCGGUCUCAGUGCCGAGCAUGGGUGCUUCAUCCGCAAGCCCCGGUCAGAUGACUGGGAGAACCUGGCCGAGAGCACUAAUAUGGGCUGGCAGAAGGAAGUGAUCGAGGUGUUCCAGCAUUACACUGAACGCACGCAAGGGUCAUUCAUUGAGCGCAAACGUGUGGCACUGACCUGGCACUACCGCCGGGCCGACCCGGAAUAUGGCGCCUUCCAGGCACGUGAAUGCCGCAAGGCCCUGGAGAAUACCGUUGCCAAGCGCUGGGAUGUGGAGGUUAUGGCGGGCAAAGCCAAUCUUGAAGUGCGGCCGACGUUCGUCAACAAGGGAUUCAUCGCGACCCGGUUGGUCAACGAAUACGGCACGGAGCCUGGCAAGGCACCAGAGUUUGUCCUGUGUCUGGGCGAUGACUUUACCGACGAAGAUAUGUUCCGUGCUCUCAAGAAAUCCAACCUACCCCCGGACCAUGUGUACUCGGUCACCGUCGGUGCCAGCUCGAAGCAGACCGAAGCUAGUUGGCACUUGCUCGAACCGGCAGACGUCAUCAGUGCUCUGCACAUGCUCAACAGCAAUUCCCACCAGGAUCAUUAAUUGAAGGCUGACCGCCCGAUCUUUCUUGCGUCCUCGAAGCGGCCCAAGCCCACCCGAUGCUGGUCUAGUUUCGCUCCGUUCUGCUUUUCCAUUUAGCUUGCGUUUCUGCUUCCUGAUUAGUGGCCCUACACUACAUCGCAUCAUGCACGUACACGAAUUCAUACAAGCCGGAACAAAAGACGGUCUUCAUCCAAUUCCCUCGUCCAGCCCCAAUUGCCCCUUUUUUUUUUAAUCGUUACCGUUUUUUGAAAUGCAGAGGAAGCUUGGCGCAGUCGGAUCUUUGUCUCGCUUCUUUUUUUCUCUUUUUCUUUCUUCCCCCGAGGUGGCAUCCUUUCUGUUCUGAUUCGGGCAUAGAUGCAUUCCAGCCUUUUGAAUUGUAAAGAGAGCGUUAGACCAAAUGGAAUUACAGUAAAUCUGUCGGAGGCGUAUUCCCGAUGGCUUUGACUUUUAGAUUGGAUC
Messenger RNA from Penicillium brasilianum, 3848 nucleotides. The record is from the annotation of a GenBank genome assembly. Lineage: Eukaryota; Fungi; Ascomycota; Eurotiomycetes; Eurotiales; Aspergillaceae.